UCCAGUUGGUGGCGGUAUCCGGCAACAUGGACCGGCACCGAAGAGCGUCGCUUUCGUAUGACGCAAUUUCCCCGCGACUUUCAAGUUUGGGAAGACAGUAGAGCUUACAAGCGAACAUAUUUCUGAAGAAAGGGUUUCGUGUUUUCAUUUUAAAAUGCUGAAAAAGAAGUCAAGCAGUUCUGAAAAGAAAAGGAAACACUCCCAAAGUGAAGAAAGACAUGACAACACUAAACGCAGAAGUACGGAGUCAAACCAGGAGCCGGACUCAAAGGAUGAGCUGGCUGAUCCAGAGCUGGACAGGAUUGGCAGCGACAUCGAGGAGGGAGGACUUGACCUCAGCCAGCCGUUCAAACCCAUCACUGAUUACAUCAGCAACAAGCAGGAGAUGCUGGAGCAGUGUCUCCACGUGCUGGGGGACAAGAAGCUUCGCAAAAUGCUGCCAGAUGAACUUAAGGACUGUAGUUUAGACGAAAUCAAAAAGCUGUGCCAGGAGCAACUGGAGCCGAUCUCGGAUAACAAUCUAAUUCAGAUCUUAUCAGGAGAAGAAUUAACUAACGGAAAUGAGGACAAAAACACUGAAGAGACCACAGAGAGCCAGCAGGACAAUAAUGUGGACUCUACGUCUUGCCUCAAAGAAACUGCAAAAACUGAAGACCCCAAGCAAGAGGGUGGCGGCUCAGGUGAGGAAAGCGAUGUCCUGAGCAUAAACGCAGAUGCUUACGAUAGCGACAUAGAGGGACCUAAAGAGGAGCAGGCUGUGAAAGCCGUGGACGGGGUAGUGAAAGUAGCAGACAGCAGCAAGGAAGGUGCUGACCCACCUGUAAACGCUGCCCCAGCAAAUCCUGAACCUCCCCCAGACUCUAAACCAGCAGAACCAAAGAAAGACAUCCAGAGUGACAUUGACAAAAGUGUAAGCGAGAUUUUAGCGUUUUCAUCCGCCUCGAGCAAAGAACAGACCAAGGCACCUCCGCCGCCUGCAGAGAUAAGCACACCUGUUCAAAGUGGACCAGUCUCAAGUCGUGCGGCUGCAGCAUGUCAGCCAUCAAUUCAGCAACUGGAGCUUCUGGAGUUGGAAAUGAGGGCGAGGGCCAUCAAGGCUUUGAUGAAAGCAAGUGAUGGGAAAAAAACAAAUCUAACAAAAACUGUGUAGCAAGGUUUUUUUUGUUUUGUUUGUGUUUUGAUGGUUUAGGUCCUGUGUCCACUGAUGGUGUUUAUUUGCGCUGGCAGGAACCAGAUUCAGAGCACUCAGUUAAUGGACACAGGCCCUUGUUUUCUUGAAAAAUGCAUCUCCCAUACUGAACAUUUCUUUUGUUUGUUGGAUUUGUUGUGGACUAUUUUUUUUUAAACUCCUGGUUCAUCCUUUCAUGAGUGAUCAUUGAAACCAUGUUUGAUUUUUGCUCCACAUUGGAAUGAUAUUUCAGACUGUUCAGUGUGUAUUAAGCACACAAAGACUUGUUCGACACUGAUUGAAUGAAUCCUCUCAGAGCUGAAUAACACUAUGAUCUGUUGAGGUGAAAUUCUGUCUGUGGUCACUAGAUGGCAGUGUUUACCUGUCACUGCACAGCCCUGCUGGUGUUCCUCGUCUCUGAAGAGGAGAUAAUGUGAUUUAUUUGCUCACAUUACAGUGAAAAUAUUAAAGAAAAAGAUAUACAUUUUU
Molecule: messenger RNA, 1657 nt
Organism: Notolabrus celidotus (New Zealand spotty)
Lineage: Eukaryota; Metazoa; Chordata; Actinopteri; Labriformes; Labridae
Product: caspase activity and apoptosis inhibitor 1
Exons: 6
Coding region: 155-1150 (331 amino acids)
Source: RefSeq, a predicted model, not a curated record